AUGGUUUACGUGAAAGGAGAUGGUACUGUUGUAGAGCAAAGUCCCUUUAGCAUUUUUGGCUGGUUUUGGGGAUUACUUAAUUUCAUCUAUUUGCUGUUCCAGUCUCUCAUCAAUCCUAACUUUAACAAACACGGGGACAGAUAUGUGAGAGAUUUUCGUCCACCUGGUAGUGGGCCUCCCAAGCCUCCAUCGCGAAAAUUUGGCGGUUUUGGUCCUUCCAGUUCAGGUCCUGCACCACCCCCGAUGGGAGGUGGUUGUGGCUGUGGU
Molecule: messenger RNA, 267 nt
Organism: Brenthis ino (lesser marbled fritillary)
Lineage: Eukaryota; Metazoa; Arthropoda; Insecta; Lepidoptera; Nymphalidae
Source: the annotation of a GenBank genome assembly